UCUCUCUCUCUCUGAAAUUGUUUCAUCGAUGGGAAUCAAACCCCCGAUGUCGACACCAACAAAAUCCCCUUCAAUUUCAAGAACAAAUCAUCAUCAAAACCCUAAUAACUCCAUGGAUAUUUCUUCUUCUUCUUCUGCUUCUGAGUUCAAUAAAUCUAGAUAUGAAGCUUAUAAUCGAUUACAAGCAGCAGCCGUUGCAUUUGGUGAGAAAUUACAUAUACCUGAGAUUAUAGUAAUCGGAGGUCAAUCUGAUGGUAAGAGUUCACUUCUUGAAGCUCUUCUUGGUUUCCGAUUUAAUGUUCGUGAAGUUGAAAUGGGAACUCGUAGACCUCUCAUUCUUCAAAUGGUACACGAUGAUUCUGCUGUUGAGCCUCGUUGUCGAUUCCAGGAAGAGGAUUCUGAAGAAUAUGGAAAUCCGGUUUCAUCAGCAUCUAAGAUUGCUGACAUUAUUAAAACGAGGACAGAGGCUCUUCUGAACAAGACUAAAACCACAGUUUCUUCUAAGCCGAUUGUCAUGAGAGCUGAGUAUGCACAUAGUCCCAAUCUUACCAUUAUUGACACUCCUGGAUUUAUUCUUAAGGCAAAGAAGGGUGAACCAGAAAAUACACCUGAGGAAAUCCUAUCCAUGGUGAAAUCUUUAGCAAGCCAUCCUCACCGCCUUCUCCUAUUUCUUCAGCAAAGUAGUGUUGAAUGGUGCUCAUCUCUCUGGUUGGACACGAUCCGCGAGAUAGACCCAACGUUAAAAAGGACAAUUGUUGUUGUCUCCAAGUUUGACAACAGGCUCAAGGAGUUCACAGACAGGUGGGAAGUGGAUCGGUAUUUGGGGACUAGUGGUUAUCUUGGGGAUAACGUACAUCCAUACUUUGUGGCCCUGCCGAAGGACAGGGGAAUAGUUUCUAACGAGGACUUUCGGAGACAAAUUUGCAAGGUCGAUUCAGAUGUUCUUCGUCAUCUACGAGAGGGUGUUGAUGGGGGAUUUGAUGAAGAAAAGUUUGGGAAGUUCAUUGGUUUUGGCCGUUUGAAGGAAUACUUAGAGGCUGAGCUUCAAAAGAGAUACCGAGACUCUGUACCAGCAACUCUAACUUUGCUGGAACAGCGUUGUGAUGAAGUAACCACAUACCUGGCCAGAGCGGAGUCCAAGAUAAGGGCAACUUCUGAUGUUGCCUACCUUCGGAGGUCUGCAAUGAUGCACGCAGCAUCUAUAAGCACUCAUGUGGGGGCAUUAAUUGAUGGAGCGGCAGAUCCAUGUGCACAACAAUGGGGUAAAACAACCAAAGAGGAGCAGUUGGAGAGUGGUAUUGGCAGUUGGCCUGGGGUUAGUGCAGAGAUUAAACCUCCGAAUUCUACCCUUAAGCUUUAUGGUGGAGCAGCGUUUGAGAGGGUAAUGCAUGAAUUUCGUUGUGCCACUUACUCGAUUGAGUGCCCUCCAGUUUCUAUAGAGAAGGUUGCUAAUGUAUUACUUGCCAAUGCUGGCCAUGGUGGAGGUGGGAAAGUAACUGAAGCUGCAGCAGAGAUAGCACGUUCUGCUGCUAGGUCAUGGAUUGCUCCUCUGUUGGACACUGUCUGUGAUCGACUUGCGUUUGUUCUAAGAAACCUUUUUGACCUUGCUGUUGAACGCAAUCACAGCUGCGACUCUUUUAACUAUAAAAGAAACAAUGAUGAUUUGGAUGGGUAUAUAGGCUUUCAUGCUGCUUUAAGGCAUUCAUACAAUUGCUUUGUAAAGGAUCUUGCAAACCAGUGCAAGCAACUAAUAAAGCAUCACCUUGAUUCAGUCACAAGCUCUUACUCUCAGGUUUGCUAUGAAAAUGACUUGUUAGGAAGUUAUGUCCAAGGUGGAUCAACCAUUUACAGACUCAAUCAAGCUCAAGGGUCCCAAGUUAGCCUUGAGUUAUCUGAUGGUAAGACACCUGAUCAAGAUGAAGUAACGGGUGUAGACCAGGAAAAUAUUCCUCCUGAAAGAAAUGCACAGCAAACAACUCCAGAGCAGAAUACGGCCGCUAAAGAUGUUCAACUGACUGUUCCAGAGACUCCAUCUCCUGAUCAACCACGCGAUAAUGGUAAGAAGAAAGAGCAUGGGAAUGACAAUCAACCAAGAGGGAAAAUGCGGCACGCGAAGAAGGCAGUCAACACCAGAAAUAUGGAUCAUCGCCGACUCCAAAAUGCUGGCGAUAACUUAUUUGUAAACAGUGACAUUGGCUCUAGAUCAGGCUCAGCGUAUUCUGAAGUCUUUGCUACUGCUACACAGUAUUUCUGUCGCAUACGUGAAGUUCUUAUAGAGAGAAGCGUGCCUUCAGCCCUAAAUGCCGGAUUUUUAACUCCUUGCACGGAGAAGUUGGUGGUGGCACUAGGCAUUGAUCUUUUCGCUGUGAAUGAUGAAAAAUUCAUGGACAUGUUUGUAGCACCUGGUGCAGUUGACGCCCUUCAGGAUGAACGCCAAUCACUCUGCAAGCGCCAGAAGACACUGCAGUCUUGCUUAAACGAGUUCAAAAACAUUGCUCGAUCGCUUUGAUAGCUCUUCUUUAAGGAAACCAUUAGGUGAUGUUCACUGAUAACUCAUUUCUAUUAUGUAAAUUCAAGAUUGUAAGAAUGGGGCUGUGUCAUGAGUAUUCACCUCUUCACAUCUAGAGUACUGUAGUUUAUUGUUUAGGCUAUGAGGGUGCUGUGCCUCCCGAUAUUAACUUUCUGAAUUGCUAUCAGUUGUGAUCCCAAGCAAAUUUUACAGGAAAUAUAUAUGUAUCACACUGCUAAAUGUGGUAAUUGGUUUUCACUGUUUGGUGGACCAAUGAAUAUUGAGGUCUAUUUUCCAUA
Molecule: messenger RNA, 2808 nt
Organism: Papaver somniferum (opium poppy)
Lineage: Eukaryota; Viridiplantae; Streptophyta; Magnoliopsida; Ranunculales; Papaveraceae
Product: dynamin-related protein 5A-like
Exons: 8
Coding region: 29-2509 (826 amino acids)
Cellular component (GO): membrane; microtubule; cytoplasm
Molecular function (GO): microtubule binding; GTP binding; GTPase activity
Source: RefSeq, a predicted model, not a curated record